AUGAAACCAACGUUCGGAUUGGAUGAAAAUGUGGUGGCAAAGGAAAAAGCCGCAGAAAAUGAGUAUUGUGAACACUUACCGAAUAGCGUGCUACGAAACAUCUUUAAGCAUUUAUCCUAUCAAGACAUAUCGAAAUGUCAUCUGAUUUGUAAACAUAUUCAUAAAUUUUUAUGUGAUCACGUAAACGAUUUUGAACGACCGCAUUUAGACGAUUUAAUUAUUGAAUCAGUUCGCGAACCGGGUUGGGUUCGCCAACUGCGCUUGGAAUUCAAAUGUCUCGAAUUAUUUGGUACUCAUGCAUGCCUGAAAAAGACCGAGUUCAUGGGCACUGAAGACGACUCGUUUGAUUCGAUUUCAAAGUUGACUCCAUCGUUCAUGGAACUGAUCAAUGAUAAAUGUCGCGCAGUUAUUGCAAGUGGUGAUGUGACAUUCCGUCAUAUUGUGCUCGAUGAUUUCGCUCUGAAGCAAUUGCUGCCCAUAUUGGAGCCAACGUAA
Messenger RNA from Anisakis simplex (herring worm), 495 nucleotides. The record is from the annotation of a GenBank genome assembly. NCBI's taxonomy places the organism in Eukaryota, Metazoa, Nematoda, Chromadorea, Rhabditida, Anisakidae.